AUGCUCUCACGUGUUGCUGCAGUGAAGGCACCCCGCACACACAACCGUCGCCGCGUGACCGGAUCCAGCGGAAGGAGGAGGGAAGGAAGAGAGAGUGAGCGGCAGAGGCCCAACAUGUCCCGGCGUUUGUUUACUUCCGCGGUGCUGCUCCUUCUCUUCGUGAUGAUGUGCUGCGGCAGUGGUGAGGCUGCGCAAGCUGCUGGACCAUCGUCAGGUCAGGAAUCUUCACCGAGUCCAUCUUUUGCUUGGAGAGAUAAGAAAGAAGGAGAAACAGUGGAUUCGCUCCAUGUUCCAGUUCUUGUUGAGAUGGAUGGUGGUGUGUUUGCCGUUGCCGAGGCGCAGUUGAAGGAGGGAGGAAGCAAUUUUACUGGGAUUGCCUCGGAGCUCCUGGAGUGGACCGAUAAAGAAUCAAGAGAAUUGGAUACAACUAAACUGAAGACACAAGUACUGGAGGAAUGUCCUGCCGGAAAUAAGGGUUGUGCUUCCCAAACAGGAGAUCAGAAGGCUUCCCAAAGCCGGACAAAAGUACGUGUCAGCCGGCCAACAACAGUCGUGCGGGGAAGUGAUAUUUACAUUUUCGCUGGAACCUACAGUUUUGAGGUUACUGAUAAGGCAGCUGGUAACACGGCUGCAGCAGCUAAAUGGGGACUUUUGGUGGCUGUGGGAAACGUCAGUAAUGAUGGGAGCAGCGAUAAAAAAAAAAUUUAUUGGAACGACGCUUCCGUUAUCCCGUGGACUGAUUCUGAAAAACGACACGAAUCCUUGACACGGCUGAUUGGCAGUGGUGGAUCGGGUGUUAAGAUGAAGGACGGUACGAUUGUGUUUCCCGUGGAAGGCACGAAGAAUAAUGGGAAGACCGUUUCGCUGAUCCUAUACCCCUCAGACACUGCGAGUGGGAAGCUGUCGAAGGGGAUGUCUGCCGAUGGCUGCAGUGAUCCCUCCGUCGUGGAGCGGAAGGACGGAAAACUCAUGAUGAUGACUGCGUGUGAUGAUGGCCGCCGCAGGGUGUACGAGUCCGGUGACAAGGGGGAUUCGUGGACGGAGGCACUCGGGACACUCUCGCGCGUGUGGGGCAGCAAACACAAGGGAAAUGUGAAGGGAGUUAGAAGCGGUUUCAUCACAGCGAGUCUUGACAGUGUCGAUGAUAAGAGGAAUGUGAUUCUCGUUACUCUGCCGGUACAUUCCGAGAAUGGAGAAAAAGGCGUACUCCAUCUUUGGCUGACGGACAAUACGCACAUUGUUGAUAUUGGGCCGGUAUCCGGGGAAGCUGUGGACGUUGCCGCCAGCUCCCUGCUGUACAAAAGUGCUGGAAGUGGAAAUAAUGGGAAGGAGGAGUUGAUUGCACUGUACGAGAAGAAGAAAGGCGGUGGGGAAUCAUCACUCGGUAUGGUCUCAGUGCGUCUGACUGCGCAGCUUCAGCGGGUGAAGGAGGUGCUGGCGACGUGGAGGGAAGUGGACGAACGUGUCUCCAAGCUGUGCCCCUCUAAAAGUCCUGCGAAGAAUCCCUCAACUGGCAAUGCGUGCAGCGCUGUUAAGAUCACGGAUGGGCUGGUUGGCUUUUUGUCCGGCAAUUUCUCUGAUACCACAUGGAGAGACGAGUACCUCGGGGUGGACGCCACAGUAAAGAAAGGAACGAAUGGGGUGGCAACAGGGGCUGCAAAGGCGGAUAACGGCGUGAAGUUCCAGGGAGCGUGGGCGGAGUGGCCUGUUGGCAGUCAGGGGGAGAAUCAGCUGUACCACUUUGCGAACCACAACUUCACUCUUGUGGCGACGGUGUCCGUCCACGGUGAGCCGAAGGGAGAUACCCCCAUUGCAUUAAUGGGUGCGACGAUGAAUGACGGUAAGAAUACUGUGCUCCUGGGACUGUCGUACGACAAAGAGGGGAAGUGGCAGGUGCUGUGCGGUGGCAAAACGACCAAGGAACUCCGCAGUAAUUGGGAGCCAGAGACAACACACCAAGUGGCCAUUGUGCUACGGAACGGCAGCCAGGGCUCCGCGUACGUCGAUGGUCAGCGUGUGGGAGAUGCGUCAUGUGAAUUGAAAAACACGGAUUCGAAAGGAAUCUCACACUUCCACAUUGGAGGGGAUGGAGGCAGCGCAGGGAGCAAAGAAGACGUGCCUGUGACCGCGACGAAUGUCCUGCUGUACAACCGCCCGUUGGAUGACAAUGAGAUCCGCGUCCUCAACGCAAACAAAAUUUCUAUUCCAAAGCUGACAGGCCUGAAAACAUUGGCGGCAGGAGCAACGGGUGUCGGUACCGCUCGUGACGGCGGGGCACAUGGUGAUAGGAGCACUGUUUGCGGAGGCGGACUGCUGCCGCUGCUCCUUCUGCUUGGAUUGUGGGGAAUUGCCGCUUCUUGA
Trypanosoma cruzi is the source of this 2361-nucleotide messenger RNA. RefSeq names its product trans-sialidase, putative. Lineage: Eukaryota; Euglenozoa; Kinetoplastea; Trypanosomatida; Trypanosomatidae. Gene Ontology annotation, biological process: oligosaccharide catabolic process; ganglioside catabolic process. The transcript has a single exon. Gene Ontology annotation, cellular component: membrane; intracellular membrane-bounded organelle; cytoplasm. Gene Ontology annotation, molecular function: exo-alpha-sialidase activity. Bases 1 to 2361 code for a protein of 786 amino acids. The record is from RefSeq and is a predicted model, not a curated record.